This is a messenger RNA of Myiozetetes cayanensis, 1745 nucleotides long. It is a transcript of the gene LRRC39, whose product is annotated as leucine rich repeat containing 39. Gene Ontology annotation, molecular function: protein binding. NCBI's taxonomy places the organism in Eukaryota, Metazoa, Chordata, Aves, Passeriformes, Tyrannidae. The record is from RefSeq and is a predicted model, not a curated record.
CCCUCUGUACAUCUUGAUAAAGAUUACUUUUCUGUCUGGACUUUGAUAAUAGGCACUAAAAUUCUUCAGCAAGAGAAUUUUUCAGCAUGUGCAGAAGUAUUGAGUAAAAUACUUAGUGAUGUAAUAUUUUUCUAGUCUAUUCAGUCUGUGUUGCUGUUUAUUAGCACUUUGAAGCUCAGUUAUCUUGCAGAGAAACAUUAUUAUAGUAAGCAAGUAGUUGUCAUUUUCACUUCAAAACUAGCCUUUUUUUAUCUUUGUUAUUUUAAAUUCAAUAUGAGCUCAUUGUAGAGAAUAACAAUUACUCCUUUGUUCUUCUUUUUCAUAAUUUGUAACUUUUGUAAGCGGGAGUCCUGGAGUUCAGGGGAGCCCAGUUAUGCUCAGCAAACUGGGAAGGCUUUACAGUGGUAAAUGCUUGGGGGAGGUUGCAGAAAUGCCUCAUGUGAUGCCUUCUAUUCUCAGCAUAGGUUAAAAUUAGAACUAGACUGACUUUGGAGUCUGAGAGUUCUAAAUGGUUUUGGUAAUACAGACAAGAUUUGUAAUAUAUCUCUGCUCUUGUCCAGAAAGCAAUGAGUCACAGAAAAUCCUUGAAAACACCAAAUAAUUGAGAUCCCUACGGCUGCAUCUGAACAUGUGAAGGACCAUGGCUGAAACUGCAGUUUGCCUUGGCACAUUCUCUGCUGUGAAGACACUCUGGGAAGUGAGAAUACACAAGAUAAACGAAGAAUUACAGAAAGAGAAGGAAUUCAGGCAGAGAUCUGCAGGAAGGCUACUGCUUGUCUGGGAGGAGAGAGCUGCUUUGGCAAAGCUCAAAGAAAGAGUUAUCAAUGAAGGUGGAAGAGCAAUUUUAAAGAUAGAGGAAGAAGAAUGGAAGACUCUACCUUCAUGCUUAUUGAAACUAGCCCAUCUCCAGGAAUGGCAGCUCCAUAGAACUAGUCUGCAGAAAAUCCCUCAAUUUAUUGGAAGAUUUCAGAGUCUUGUUGUUCUGGAUCUAUCCCGGAACUCAAUUGAGAGUGUACCUAAAGAAAUUGGUCAGCUGACCAGCCUCCAGGAGCUGCUUCUCAGCUACAACAGAAUCAAGUCAGUUCCGAAGGAAAUAAGUAACUGCAUCAGUCUGGAAAGAUUAGAACUGGCUGUCAACAGGAGUAUCUGUGACCUUCCUCCUCAGCUCAGUGAUUUAAAGAAGCUUUCACACAUAGAUUUGUGCAUGAAUCAGUUUACUACCAUCCCUUCAGCUCUUCUCAACAUGCCACAUCUAGAAUGGUUAGAUAUGGGGGGAAAUAAACUCCAGGAGCUUCCUGAUGCAAUUGACAGAAUGGAAAAUCUCCACACUUUAUGGCUCCAAAGGAAUGAGAUAACUCUCUUGCCAGAAACCAUUUGUCACCUGAAAAAUCUUAGUACUCUUGUUCUUAGCAACAACAAACUUAAGGGUAUUCCAGCCUGUAUGAAGGAUAUGACAAAUCUGAGAUUUGUCAACUUCAGAGACAACCCACUGGAGCUAGAGGUAACACUCCCUCCGUGUGAGGAUACAGAAGAGGAGGAGCAACGGGAAAUGUUUGGCAUUGACUUCAUGCACAUGUAUAUCCAGGAGUCCCUCAAGAACACAGGAAAUCUGGAAAGUUGUACUUCUGAUCCUCCUAUCAUAAAUCCUAAUGAAUAAAGAAGUGUAACUGAGGAUGGAAGACAAUACCAAGUAUACUUCUUCCCAGCAAAGAGGCCUACAACAGGUGUCAAAUAUUCUUAGGGAU